This is a messenger RNA of Monomorium pharaonis (pharaoh ant), 4086 nucleotides long. RefSeq names its product ribonuclease Z, mitochondrial (gene RNaseZ). The transcript has 6 exons. Gene Ontology annotation, biological process: mitochondrial tRNA 3'-end processing. Bases 1 to 2433 code for a protein of 810 amino acids. NCBI's taxonomy places the organism in Eukaryota, Metazoa, Arthropoda, Insecta, Hymenoptera, Formicidae. Gene Ontology annotation, cellular component: mitochondrion. The record is from RefSeq and is a predicted model, not a curated record. Gene Ontology annotation, molecular function: 3'-tRNA processing endoribonuclease activity.
AUGAAGCCCAACGUGUAUUCGUACGCGUGUCAUAUCCUAAAUCAUAACUAUCGUACAUUAUUGCUUCUUCCUUUCGUUCGUGACCUUCGGCGAGAUCGGCCGAUUCCCCAAUUCGUGCUAAUUCGUUACAACCAAAAUAUGCCGCGCUCUGUCGAUCACAUGCUUGGCAUGCAGAGGAUGAGACAAAAGAUAAAGAACAAAUCGACCAAGUAUAUCAACAACUCAAAUAUUUCCUUACAUAUUUUGGGUAGUGGUGCCUAUGGCACGUCAAGAUGUGUCUACCUAACAACGGGUCAAACUGGAUAUAUCUUUAACUGUGGUGAAGGGACACAGCGACUAGCACAUGAGCAUAAGUACAAGCUGAUCAAAUUGGAGCACUUAUUCAUUACGUCAGCAACAUGGAACAAUUUGGGUGGCAUGCCAGGGAUGUUGCUGACAAUCCAGGAUGCUGGGGUACCAAAGAUCAAUGUGCAUGGGCCUAAAGGGAUGAUGGAAAUUUUCAACAUAAUCAAGAAAAUUGUGCUGCUAAAAGCAAUGAAAAUUGAUGAGGCCAAAUGUGAUGAAUCAAAAGCGUACGAGGACUCAGUGAUGUCCGUUUCAUAUGUCUCUAUUGCGAAAGUGAAUAAACAGGAAGUGGAAUCUAUUAAAAUAGGAGAACUGGUCGAUAAUAUCAAUUCUUACGAUUAUAAGACUAAUUCAAAUGGCAAGCGAGUACCUGAUAACCUAACUGAGACAGAAUCGAAGGUACAAAAGGUUGAACAAAGGCCAGACAUGAAAAGAAUAUCAACUGUAAUGUCUUAUAUUUGCAAAUUGCAUCCUCGUCCAGGCACACUAAACUUGGAGAAGUGUAUAGAGAAGGGAGUGAAACCUGGUCCUAUACUUGGCCAGCUUAAAGCUGGUAUGGAUGUCACUCUUUCUAAUGGAACAGUCAUUUUGAGCAAAGAUGUUUGCACACCGUCGACGCCAGGUCCUACCUUUAUGAUUGUAGAAUGCCCAUCACAAGAUUACUUAGAGUCUUUUGUAAAUCAUCCCGCCUUUGCACGGCAUCAAACCGGAACGGCGAAUGAAGGCGAUAUACCAUACUGUAUUAUUCAUUUCACACCGCAAAACAUAAUGGAUGAUCGUCGCUAUGUGAACUGGAUGAACAAAUUUGAUCUUAGUACGCGGCACAUAGUCGUGAAUGAGGAGAACGAAUGUAUGGGCACCGAAGCGGUACACAAACAUCAACACAAACUCCAUAUGCUACAUCCUGAAAUAUUCCCCUUCUUAAACGAGGAAAGCUUUCAAAAAAAGAUGAGGAUGGAAGAUCUGCCCAUUAUACAUCGUCCCAGGACACAUCAUACCGUCCACCUGCAGCCACAAUUGCGAUUUGACAUAGAGAACGAGGUGUCGCUACAUCCAAAAGAAUACUUGAACGAAGUAUUCGAGAAUGACGGCUUUUUGGAUGCAUUAGCGGAACUGCAAACAAAUAUCAACAUUCGCAUGCAGUCACUACCUGUCGACGAAUACCCUAAAAUUGUCAUGUUGGGCACCGGUUCUAGUGUACCGAGUAAAGUCAGAAACACGAGCAGCAUACUCAUGCGAAUAGAUCAAAGCCAUAGUAUGCUACUGGAUUGUGGUGAGGGCACAUUCGGACAGAUAGUGAAGAACUAUGGAAAGUCAGAAACGCCAAACAUCAUAAAAACGAUCAAGGCGGUAUACGUGUCGCAUAUGCACGCGGAUCAUCACAUGGGACUGAUUGGACUACUGAAGGAAAGAAGGAAGAUCACGGAAGAUCCUUUGUAUAUAUUUGCACCAGGGCAGCUCUAUCCAUGGCUGCAAAUGUAUAAUGAGUGUUUCGAGCCCAUCCUACAUCAAAUUACGCUCAUUCCAAAUAACGAAUUUAGUAUGAACACCCAUAACCCGAUGGAGUAUAAGUACAAAAGCAUGUACAAUACACUGAAUGUGCAAGUCAUGAGGACAGUAUAUGUCAACCAUUGUCCAAAUUCUUAUGGCGUUGCUUUGACACUUCAUAAUGGAAAGAAAAUAGUAUACAGUGGUGACACUAUGCCCUGUGAAAAUCUCAUAAAACUUGGUAAAAAUUGCGAUCUACUCAUCCAUGAAGCGACGAUGGAGGAUGAUUUGAUAGAGGAAGCGAAAUUGAAGCUCCAUUCAACGGUUUCGCAAGCUAUAAAGGCAGGUCAGCAGAUGGAAUCAAAGUUUACGCUGUUGACACAUUUCAGCCAGCGGUACUCGGUCAUACCUCACUUGCCGUCUAGCAAAAACGAUCUUAAAUUAGACAACGUCGGCGUCGCGUAUGACAAUAUGCAUAUCAUUCUGUCGCAGCUGCCACUGUUGCCUUUAAUGUACUCGACAUUGAAAAUCAUGUUUCAUAAGUAUUAUCUGGAAAUAGAGGAUCGAGCUGCUAAAAGACAACGAAUGACAGCCGAAUAAAUGUUUUAUACAACAAUGUAAAAUGUAAAUUAUUAUAACAACUUCCAUUUUAUUAACAUUCGAUAGUUCUCCGUUGACGACUUAAAAAGUCGACAUUUUUUUAGAAACAUUUAAUGAAUAUUGCAUAGAUUUAACUGGCUAUUAAAAGUUUACUCCUUUUCAUCCAUUAAGAUUCAAUUAGUCAAAUGGCAAGAUUUCGUAAAAAAAAUAUGAUUAUGAAAAAAACCUUUAUGAAAUAUAAAAAGUGCAUUAAUCUUUUGCGGCACACAUUUUUCUAUUAAUCGGAUUUUUAUGAAAAUUGGUAUAGAAAGGUUUUUAGGGUCGCUGAUUACGAAUCUGCCAUCAGAUUUUAAUGAUUCUUUUUCAAAAUGGCGGAUCCAAUAUGGCAAGUCAUGAUUUGAGUAUUUUUUAUCGGUUUUUUAUGGAAAUUGGUAUACAGUUUACGUUCUAUCUACCAUUGUCGAAAAAAUGAAAACAUAUAAAAUCUCCAAAAAAAUUUCUAUCCCAUUAUUUGAAAUUUUCCAUUUUAAAAUUUCAAAAAUCUGACCUACACAUAAUCAACCUAGAAAAGUUAGUUCUGUACAUCUGUUCUUGUAAAAAAAGUAAGAAACUCCGAAAUUUUUCAACAUUCCGACCCGAGAAAAUUCAAUAUAUCAAUUUCCACAAAAAAUCUAUAAAAAUACUCAAAAUUGUGAAUCGCCAUAUUGGAUCCGCCAUUUUGAAAAAAAAAUCGUCGAAAUCUCAUAGCGGAUUCGUAAUCAGCGACUCAAAAAAACCUCUGUAUACUGAUUUUUGCAGCUUCAUGUUUCUUCCUUUUUUCUGACAUACAUUGUAAAAAAACACCCUUUUUGUUACUUUAUUUAUAUAUAUAACAAAAUUAACUAAUAAUAAAGGAAAAUUACACCCUACCAAAUACUACUAAAACUCUUACUAAAAUAAAAUUACAAGAAAAAAUAAUAAAAUGCAGUAUUUGGUGUCUGAAAAAUUAAAAAAAUGACUUCAAGAUAGGUGGUCGAUAUAUCGUCCAUCAUGCCGCAAAAGGUUAAGCACAAUUAUUUUACAAUUAAUUGUUAUAAAUAAAUUAUUAAAUAUUAAUUGUAAAGGGUAGAUUGUAGAAAGAUUGUAGAGAAAUAUUGAUUGUAAUAGAUUAUAUCCAUUAGUUUUACGGAAUAAGUUACAAAAAAAAUACGUAUAGUCUUUUUGAAAUUGUUUUUUUUUAUACAAAAAAAUACAACAAUUUGUUCUAAAAUUUAUUUUUAAGCCUUAAUAGAUUAAUUUUUUAAAUUGUUCAGAAUCUGUAAACAAAAUAACUUACGUCUCUCAUAACUUGUAUAAGACAGUUAAAACUUAAUACUCAAGUUAAAUAAUAAAAUUAAAUUAAUCAAAGGAUGGUUUUUGGUAAGAGACAGAAAAACAGUAAGUUUCUUGUUUAACAUUGACAAAAAAUAAGGCGCAGAUAAUUCCUUGUGUUAUACUAUAUAUAUUCUUCUGUCUCGAUGGAAAAUACUUAUAGAUCUAAAAUUGAGCAUAACUUGAAUUAUUCUUUGUAAAUUUAUGCAUAUAUAGUUCUGUAUAUAAAUGGUUUGUGAAAGGGACAUUUGUAAUUGAGGAAAUAAUUCGAUGAAAUCUGACUAAUAAAAAAUUGUCUUAUUA